This is a messenger RNA of Closterium sp. NIES-65, 2271 nucleotides long. The record is from the annotation of a GenBank genome assembly. Lineage: Eukaryota; Viridiplantae; Streptophyta; Zygnematophyceae; Desmidiales; Closteriaceae.
AUGGCGGAGCCCGUAAUUAUCGCCUCGGGAUUGACGUACGAGCGCGAGUAUAUCCAAGCCUGGUUCGACGCCGGUCACAUGACCUGCCCGCGGUCAGGAGAAAAAGUUCGCCACACCGAGUACUUUCCGAAUGUGGCUCUCAAGGCGUUGAUCAUGGAGUGUGCGCGUGAGGGGCCGCGGAACAGCGAUGAUGGCGCGGGGAGCAGCGGGAGCGAGAUGGCCGCACGCAACCGACGGCAGGCCCUUUCGACAAUGUCCGCGCGGGAGCGCGAGGCUCCCGGCGGUCGAGAAGCGGACGCGCAGCGGCGGCGCAGUCACGAGCAGCAGAGAAUGGCCGUCGCCGGGUUGAGGGAAGCUGCACAUGAGGGUUCAAACGCAGCCAGUCACGGCAGGGGACCUGCUUCGUUAACGGACGGACUCGCCUCCCCGGGGAGUAGGGCUGCAGGGUUGGGUUUAAAUACAGCAGGCGUACGAACAGCAGCCAUGGACUCGGGUGCCCCACGCAUGGCACGAGCGGGAACUGCGCCGGUAGGGGGAGCGCAUCCGCUGGAGCGGAAGAAAGGGCCCGUCGCGGCGCCCCAUUUGCGGCCUGACCGCCGGCGCACUAUGAGCUGGGACGGCAGCCACGACCCUCUGGCUGCCGGCCGGCUAGACCCGUCUGUUCUGGCUGGAGCUGUGGUGUACGAUCGAGCAGCGUCCCCGGUGGCGGGAUCAGGCCCGCAAACAGGCCGGGAACCGCGCCCGUCGUCCAGCGGGGCUGGCUCGUUAGCAGCACGCAGACAGCGCAGGCUGUCCCCGUUACAAGCCUCAGGCAAGCUCACCAGUCCGCUUGUCAAUCCUGAAGCCGUGGCCUCCCCGCAGCUGCCACCGCGGGCAGGAGGGGUGACAUCAGGGGCGGGAGUUAGGGUUUCCGCGCGGGAAGGGGCGGGCGGCGGGCUGUGGUCGCCUCAGGAGCAGGCAAGCGGGGGCCAUGGCAGGGGGCCCAGUGGCGGGGCGGCGGCAGGGGGGAGCGCCGCAGCUGAAAUGCAGGUAGGACCUGGGAUUCCGAGGGGAGGGUCGAUAACUGCGAGCUCACCCAGGCACAGGCUCUCUAGAGGAAGCAGUGGGGGCAGUAGCACGGGCGCCCCCCUCCCUCCCCUGUCCCCUCAGGUUCAGCAGGUGAUGCAGCAGCAGCACAGACAUUCAGGGCAGCAGCAGGGAUCGCAGGUACCUCCGCCACGUGCAAUGACAACCGUUGAUGGGAUGGUUGAGGCGAUGGAUCGAGGGUCAGCAGAGCAGCGGGUGGAAGCGGUGGUGCAGCUGAGAGCAGCAGUGAAGGAGAGCUGUGAGAACAGGCAGCGGCUGCUGGAGCGAGAAGACGGGGUGCCCAUCCUUCUUGACUUUCUCGAUGAGGCCGUUGCUGCUCUGGGCGGAGGGGGAGGGAGGGCGGCAGGGCGGGAGGGGCGGGGGCGGGGAGUGAUGGAUCCUGCACUGGUGGUGGACUGUGCAGUGGCUGUGGUGCUACAGCUGUGCCAGUCGCGCGAUGGCGCUGCCGAGUUCAUUGACGUGGGCGGCGUGCCGACCCUCGUGGAUGUGCUCUCUCACACUGGGCCAGCCAGCAAGGCAGGAGCAGGAGCGUCAGCAGGAGUUGCAUCAGGCAUUUCGAGCAUGGUGAAGGGGAAUGCAGCUGCGGCGCUGUUUGCGCUUUCCUCGUGGGACGAUGUGAUGGAUGAAUCUGUGAACGCGAGCAGGAAUGGCAACGGGGCUGGCCCGAGCAGGAACAUCCACAAGACAAAGAUUCAAGCUGCCGGGGCCAUUCCCUCGCUUGUCCGUUUGCUCACAAAUGAGACAGCGCGGUGCAGAAAGGAUGCAGGGCUUGCCCUCUUCUCCCUCUCACAGGACCUGUCGUGUGCAAAUGAGAUCGUGAGGGAAGGCGCUGUGGGCAUUCUAGUGGAUCUUCUGGGGGAUAAAAGGCCAGGGGUUGAGGAGAAGGCCAUGGCUGUGUUGGCCAAUCUUGCGAGGACACGUGGCGGGCAAGAGGCGCUGUUGGCAGUGGAAGGGACGCUUGUGAUAUCGGAUGUGCUGGAGAGUGAGUCUGAGAGGGCAAGGGAGGAGGCGCUGUGGACGCUGCACCAUCUGGUUACCACAGGGGUUGUGGCGCCUGCGGUGCUGCUGAAUGAUGGAGCGCUGUUCCCGAUUGCAAAGCUGGCUUGCAAGAAAGGGGCUCUUGCGGAGGCAAAGGAGUUGCACCGGAUUUUGAUGACUGCGAGAAAAGGUGGUGGUGAAAAAUGA